ACUGAGGAUCAAAAUCUGGUACUGCAAGAACAUUUUAAUAAAUGCAAAUUCCUGAAAAAGGAGGAAUGCAUGGAACUAGCCCAAAGAUUUGGCUUGGAUGAGCACCAUAUCAAGAUCUGGUUCAAGAACAGGCGCGCUAAAGUGAAUCAGAAAAAGGGCCAAGGACAACAUUUGAAUCCGGGUUGUGGAUCACAGGAGAUAUAUGCCUCCCCAACUGCAUCUGACCCUCGUGACCCAUCAAGCAGUGAAGAUUCCCCGUGCCACAACCAAUCAAGAAUCAGCUGGGCUCCACAACAUAUCCCCUCAAGUAACUCUUCACAACAUGAACCUGAUUUCUCCACUGUUGAUCACAAGUUUGAGAAGAAAUAUUUCUGUAAUAGUUCAACUAGGGAGAUGCAGCAGAUGCCUGGGAAACUCAGUCACCAACCAGAUGGUAGGUGUGGACUUCCCAAAGGUUGUGUCCCUUUUGAAGGGUCAGCCAAGUCAGAAUCUAUGUGUGAGAAACCAUCAGCUGUCAGUUUUCAAAAUUUAUCCCUCCAUUUGAGUAUUGCCCAACACACUGAAUCCUUUUUGUCCAUGUGUCAGCGACAAUCACUUGUGACCACUCCACCUCAACUCAACCCCUUGAACAAUACACUAGACCAGACAUCGAUUUUCUCCAAAAUUGAUCGGGCCUGUGAGGCAAUUAACAAGAAGAGGAAGAGAUCCAUAGAAGAGGAUCAGCAGAGCAAGAAGGCUAGAGAUCAUUCAUGGAAGGGAGGCAUUGAUUCCAAUGCUAAGUCUUCCUGUCCAAAAGACACUGUCCUUCUCAUGGCCUCUGCUUGUGGGGAUUCCAGGUUACAGAGACAGUUAUGUGUCAGUUCUCAUCCAGCAGUGUGCCACUCCAAUACUUCACCAGACUCAGGGACCAUUCUUUCCAUGAUGGAGAGCACAUGCAGAGUUAACUCUCCUCCUCCACUCAAUCCAAGUGUUUUCCCAGUACCCGAAUCUGUUUUCUCCAUUGAUGAGAUCAAUGAAGAUCUUUUACACGAAGUCCUGAAGUGUGACCAUCCUGGUCAAGACACUACCACUAAAGAAGGAAUCCCAGUACAGUCAGCAUCUUGUGAAUCAUCUGCAGACCAAGCUCCAGUCCAAGAUGCAGACUCAAGCAAGACUGCCGAAUUCAGCACAGCUUCUACAGCAGCUCCAGCGUCUGCCACUAAGACUUGUGGAAGAGGAAGGGAGAUUCAAUCUGCUAUCACCUGUCUAGACAAAGAUAAUGAUCGAGGUUCCUCUACCAUUCAGGACAAGCUCUUUAUUGAACAACUCUGUGAAUUAGAUGCCUCUUUAGAAAACUUGUCACAACCUGACUUCUUUGAACACUUCUCACUCCUUGACUUCUAUUAAGAACUCUUCAUCCUGAUGUUUCUGACUAUACUGUCCUCAACUACCACACUAUAUUGAUCACAGGCACUUGGUACCAAUGCAGUUUGGUUUUCUUUGUUGAGACAACAUUGUAAUUUCAUGUAUCUCAGACUGGCCUUUUAUGUUCUGGGAACUGUUGGCUUUAUUUCCCACAUGUUGGCUUUUGUAAUUUGUGACUAAGAAUUUGAACAAAAAAAUCUUAAUUUUCGGGUAACA
Molecule: messenger RNA, 1620 nt
Organism: Mesocricetus auratus (golden hamster)
Lineage: Eukaryota; Metazoa; Chordata; Mammalia; Rodentia; Cricetidae
Exons: 2
Coding region: 70-1386 (438 amino acids)
Biological process (GO): regulation of transcription by RNA polymerase II
Cellular component (GO): nucleus
Molecular function (GO): DNA-binding transcription factor activity, RNA polymerase II-specific; RNA polymerase II cis-regulatory region sequence-specific DNA binding
Source: RefSeq, a predicted model, not a curated record